Phacochoerus africanus (Common warthog) is the source of this 2047-nucleotide messenger RNA. RefSeq names its product adrenoceptor beta 2 (gene ADRB2). Gene Ontology annotation, molecular function: beta2-adrenergic receptor activity; norepinephrine binding. Bases 251 to 1507 code for a protein of 418 amino acids. Gene Ontology annotation, cellular component: membrane. The transcript has a single exon. Gene Ontology annotation, biological process: adenylate cyclase-activating adrenergic receptor signaling pathway; norepinephrine-epinephrine-mediated vasodilation involved in regulation of systemic arterial blood pressure; negative regulation of smooth muscle contraction. The record is from RefSeq and is a predicted model, not a curated record. NCBI's taxonomy places the organism in Eukaryota, Metazoa, Chordata, Mammalia, Artiodactyla, Suidae.
CACAUAACGGGCAGCGCGCACUCCGAGGCGGCUUCUCCGGAGCGCAGGCAGAGACCCGCCGCCGGCACUGCGAGCCUCGAGCACCCCGGGAGCUGAGUGCACCACGCGCCCCCUCCACGCCCACCCCACGGCCGCUGAAUGAGGCUUCUAGGCGCCCGCUCGCUGCCCGCAGCCCCCCGCCGGAGGUCCGCCCGCUGAGGCGCGGCGGGUGCGCCGGCUGCCAGCGCGCUCACCUGCCCGCCUGCACGCCAUGGGGCAGCCCGGGAACCGCAGCGUCUUCUUGCUGGCGCCCAACGGAAGCCAUGCGCCGGACCAGGACGUCCCACAGGAGCGGGACGAGGCAUGGGUGGUGGGCAUGGCCAUCGUCAUGUCGUUCAUUGUCCUGGCCAUCGUGUUUGGAAACGUGCUGGUCAUCACAGCCAUCGCCAAGUUCGAGCGUCUCCAGACGGUCACCAACUACUUCAUCACCUCCCUGGCCUGUGCUGACUUGGUCAUGGGCCUGGCGGUGGUGCCCUUUGGGGCCAGCCACAUCCUCAUGAAAAUGUGGACUUUUGGCAAUUUCUGGUGCGAGUUUUGGAUUUCCAUUGACGUGCUGUGCGUCACGGCCAGCAUUGAGACCCUGUGCGUGAUCGCCGUGGAUCGCUACCUUGCCAUCACGUCCCCCUUCAAGUACCAGUGCCUGCUGACCAAGAACAAGGCCCGGGUGGUCAUUCUGAUGGUGUGGGUCGUGUCGGGCCUUAUCUCCUUCUUACCCAUUAAGAUGCACUGGUACCAGGCCACCCACCAGGAAGCCUUAAACUGCUAUGCAGAGGAGGCCUGCUGUGACUUCUUCACCAACCAGCCUUACGCCAUCGCCUCUUCCAUCGUGUCCUUCUACCUGCCCCUGGUAGUCAUGGUCUUCGUCUACUCCAGGGUCUUUCAAGUAGCCAGAAGGCAGCUCCAGAAGAUCGACAAAUCUGAGGGCCGCUUCCACGCCCAGAACCUCAGCCAAGCGGAGCAGGAUGGGCGGAGCGGGCCGGGACAUCGGAGGUCCUCCAAGUUCUGCUUGAAGGAGCACAAAGCCCUCAAGACGUUAGGGAUCAUCAUGGGGACUUUCACCCUGUGCUGGCUGCCCUUCUUCAUCGUCAACAUUGUGCACGGGAUCCACGACAACCUCAUCCCAAAGGAAGUUUACAUCCUCCUAAACUGGGUGGGCUAUGUCAACUCUGCCUUCAACCCCCUCAUCUACUGCCGGAGUCCAGAUUUCAGGAUGGCCUUCCAGGAGCUUCUGUGCCUGCACAGGUCUUCCCUGAAGGCCUAUGGGAAUGGCUGCUCCAGCAACAGCAACGGUAGGACCGACUACACAGGGGAACAGAGUGGCUGCUACCUGGGGGAGGAGAGAGACAGCGAACGGCUGUGUGAGGAGCCCCCAGGCCCGGAAGGCUGUGCACACCGGCAAGGUACUGUGCCCGAUGAUAGCGCUGAUUCACAGGGGAGGAACUGUCGUACAGAUGACUCCAUGCUGUGAGGCAGGUGUCUACUUUCUAAGCGCCCCUUUCCCUCCCAGCCAAACACUAAACAACUCGAGUGUGAUGAAUUUAGAAUGAACGUCUAUAGAGAUGUGCAGGAGGAGGAACAUCCUUCUGCCUUUUUAUUUUUUAUUUUUGUAAGUUGUAAAAAAAGAGAAAACAUUAUUUGAGUGAUUGUUUCUUGUACAGUUCAGUUCCUCUUUGCAUGGAACUUGUGUAAGUUUAUGUCUGCAGGCCUUCGGUCCCAGAGGACGUGGGGCUGGUAUGUUUUGAUGACUUUUCCGCAUAUCUACCUCAUUGAUCAAGUAUUAGGGGUAAUAUAUUGCUGCUGGCAAUUUGUUUCUGAAGGAGACCUUCCUUCCUGCACCCUUGGACUGGAGGAUCUUGAGUCUCUCGGACCUUUCAGCUGUGAACAUGGACUCUCUCCACCCCUCUUAUUUGCUCAAACGGGGUGUUGUAGGCAGGGAUUUGAGGGGCAGCUUUGGUUGUUUUCCUGAGCAAAGUCUAAAGUUUACAGUAAAUAAAUUGUUUGACCAUGA